AGAAGCUGUCAGACGCUGCCAGCAGUAGACGAGGAAGCAGUAUUAAGUGCAGAGCUAAGUGAACACUGUCUUUCCAGGCUGUAAAAACUAUAGUAUCUGCAACUUUUCCCAUUGUAUUGUCUAAUGAAUGGAAAGAUUAGAUAUCAGUCAUUGAGCUAAUUGUAGUCGCGUCCAUGGCUUGAUAAAUAAUGUGCAGAGUACACGAUUGAAGAGCAAGUGUAUUGACAAUUGAUAUCUGGAGAUAAUCAUGCUUCCUUUGAGACAGUUUGCUUGCAGUUGGUCGUGUCUCCUUAACAGUAGAGCACCAUGUGUGAAAACAUUGGUCCACGGAGAUCAGAGGAGACUGUUCAACACCUCAAACAGCCGUAUGACAAUAAUGCCUGCUUGGGUUAUCGAUAGAUACGGCAGCAAUGAUGUCCUACGGUUCACUAAAAACGCCGGCUUCCCAAUCAUCAACUAUCCGAAUGAAGUCGUCGUUCAAGUCCAUGCCGCAGGUCUAAACCCCAUUGACGUCAGCAUGAGAGGUGGGUAUGGGGCUGCCACUAUGGCCAUGAAGAGAGACCCCCUGAACAUCAACCAGUCGGGCAGUGAGUUCCCCCUCAUUCUGGGCCGAGAUAUGUCCGGAGUCAUCAUGGAGUGUGGUCUGGAUGUGGCACCAGCCUACUUUAAAGAGGGGGAUGAGGUGUGGGCGGCCAUUCCCCCAUGGAAACAAGGCAGCCUGGCUGAGUUUGUGGUGUUGAGUGCAAAUGAGGUGUCCAAAAAGCCCAAAUGUCUGAGUCACAUAGAGGCGGCGGCUGUUCCUUAUGUGGCUGCCACAGCCUGGUCUGCCCUAGUCAACACAGGAGGCCUCAACAAGGACAACUGUGCCAAGAAACGCAUUCUGAUCCUGGGAGGUUCAGGAGGAGUCGGAACAUUUUCCAUACAGAUGCUCAAGGCCUGGGGAGCCCAUGUUACAGUAACCUGCUCCCAGAAUGCCGAGCGGCUGGUGAGGGGUCUAGGGGUGGAUCACGUGGUGGACUACACAGCUGGGCCUGUUGAGGUGCCCCUGAGGGCACUGGAAAAGUUUGAUCUGGUUCUGGAUAACGUGGGCGGGGACACAGAGAGCUGGGCUCUGGGCCUGCUGAAGCCAUGGUGCGGCGCCAAGUACGUAACACUGGUAACGCCCUUCCUCCGUAACACUGACCGGCUGGGUAUCGCUGAUGGAAUGCUCCAGACCGGGGUCACCGUGGCAUCCAAGGCCCUCAAGCAUUUAUCCAAGGGAGUGCACUAUCGCUGGGGGAUGUUUGCACCCAACGGACUUGCCCUGGAUGACAUCAGCGAGAUGGUGGAUGCAGGAAAGAUCCGUGCGGUGGUGGAGGAGGAGUUUACCUUCUCCCAGGUGCCCCAGGCCAUGCUGAAGAUAGAGAAAGGACAUGCUCGGGGGAAGACUGUGGUCAAGAUCAGCAGCGGAGAGGACUCAUCCGAGUAACCAGCGAAAUGAUCCUUUAUGAUCGUCUGUGCUAAGGCUAUGACUGUGUGUCUGUCUGAGAAGAGGCUGCCUGUUGUAGCUAUGUGAUAAGUAAAACGUAUUCAAGUCCUUGA
Messenger RNA from Oncorhynchus tshawytscha (Chinook salmon), 1581 nucleotides. It is a transcript of the gene rtn4ip1, whose product is annotated as reticulon 4 interacting protein 1. NCBI's taxonomy places the organism in Eukaryota, Metazoa, Chordata, Actinopteri, Salmoniformes, Salmonidae. The coding region runs from base 248 to 1468 and encodes 406 amino acids. The transcript has 9 exons. Gene Ontology annotation, molecular function: oxidoreductase activity. Gene Ontology annotation, cellular component: mitochondrion. The record is from RefSeq and is a predicted model, not a curated record.